Molecule: messenger RNA, 1839 nt
Organism: Stylonychia lemnae
Lineage: Eukaryota; Ciliophora; Spirotrichea; Sporadotrichida; Oxytrichidae
Source: the annotation of a GenBank genome assembly
AUGGAAGCAACUAACAACACUGAGGAACAACAAAAACAAGAAACCACUCAGGAACAAACUGAGGUAAGCACUACUAGCACAGAGCAAACUCAAAAGCAGGAAGAAAAAGAACCAUACUUUGAUUUAGGAGCAAUUGAUCAGCCAAUCGAGUAGGUUCCAGUUCCAGUAAAGCAUAUAUCUGAGACUGCCUACGGAUACAAGCAAACCCGUAUUAGAAUUGCCAAGCUCUACAGUGAGACUGAGAAGUACAUGAACCAUAUCAUCACCAUCGCCGGUUGGGCUAGAACCACCAGAGCUGGAGGCAAGGACUUUUGCUUCGUCGAGCUCUUCGAUGGUUCCUUCCAAAAAGGUGUCUAGGUCGUAGUCUUUAAGGAGGUUGAGGGCUUUGAAAACAUUAUCAAGUGCAACGUUGGAACUAGCUUCAAGUUCACUGGUACUCUGAUUAAGAGUCCAGCCAAGGGGCAGCCAUUUGAAUUGCAACUGAGUUAAACUGAUAAGCAUAAAGCUGUGAUUUUCGGUCAUUGCGAUGCUGGAAAGUACCCUCUAGCCAAAAAGAGACACACAGUUGAGUAUUUAAGAGAAAUCGCUCAUUUAAGGCCAAGAACCAACUUAUUCGGUGCUGUUACAAGAGUUAGAAACAACUUGGCAUAUGCCACUCACAUUUUCUUCUAGGAAAGAGGCUUCUAAUAUAUUCAUACUCCAAUUAUCACAGCUUCAGAUUGCGAGGGAGCAGGUCAAAUGUUCUAAGUAACCACUAUUCUUCCAGAGCCACACGAUUCUAUUUCUAAGAUCCCAACCAAUGAUGGUCUAGUUGAAGAAAAGAAAGAAGAAGUUAAAGAAUCCAAGAAAGAUAAGAAGAAGGCCAAGAAGGAGAAGAAAGCUAAGGAUGCAGCUGCCACCACUGAUGAGACUAAAGCUGAAGGCGAGGAAACUAAGGUAGAAGAGCAACCAAAGACUGAUGAAUAGGUAGUACAGUAGCAAUAAGCAAUCCCCUUCGAAGAGAGAAAAGUCAACUACAAGAAGGAUCUUUUCGGCAAGCCCAGUUUCCUGACUGUCUCAGGUCAAUUGAAUGUUGAGAACUACGCAUGCGCUGUUGGUGAUGUCUACACUUUUGGACCCACUUUCAGAGCUGAGAACUCUCACACUUCCCGUCACUUGUCAGAAUUCUGGAUGAUCGAGCCAGAAAUCGCUUUCGCCACUCUCGAGGAUAACAUGGCAACUGCUGAAGACUAUCUCAAGUUCUGCCUUAACUACGUUCUUACCAACAACAUUGAGGAACUCCAGUUCUUCGACCAAUUCGUUGAAAAGGGACUUAUUGAAAGACUUAGAAAGGUACAUGAAACUCCAUUCAAAAGAGUAGCAUACACCGAAGGUAUUGAGAUUCUCGAAAGAGACAUCAAGGACAAGAAAGUUAAGUUCGAUAACAAGGUCUUCUGGGGAGUUGAUCUAGCUUCAGAGCAUGAAAAGUAUCUUACUGAUAAGAUUUUCGAAGGUCCAAUCAUCCUUUACAACUACCCCAAGGACAUCAAGGCAUUUUAUAUGAAAAUGAAUGAAGAUGGCAAGACUGUCCAAGCUAUGGACGUUUUAGUCCCUAGAAUCGGAGAAUUGAUUGGAGGUUCAGCCAGAGAGGAUAACCUAGAAUUAUUAGAUAAGAGAAUUGAAGAUUGCAAACUAGAGAAGGAGUCCUAUUGGUGGUAUAGACAACUUAGAGAGUACGGAAGCAUUCCACACGCCGGUUUCGGUCUUGGAUUUGAGAGACUUGUUAUGAUGUCCACUGGUGUUGAGAACAUCAGAGAUGUUAUUCCUUUCCCUAGAGCCCCAGGUGCUGCUGAGUUCUGA